AUGUCUGAGAAAAAAAUGGCAUCGAGUCGCAAGCAUCAUCUGAAGAGCUUGAUGCUCCAGAUUGCUAAGGGCUUGCUAGAUGCAGAGGCCAUAGAGGCAGUGGAAGAGAAGAAAAUGUACAUGGAUGAGAACUGCGCUGCAUUGGACAUGCCUGGGUCAUUGGCGGAACUGCAGGAACUGUGCAAGACAAUUCAUCACCAGAUUGAUAAAGUGGAUGAAGAGAGAUAUGACCUGGCAGGCAAAGUGGGCAAGUGUGACAAAGAGAUUGAGGAUUUGAGGAUUAAAGUGAUUGAGUUCCAAGGCAUGAAGAAGCCAGCUCUGAAGAAAGUACGUAUGUCUGCUGACUCCAUGCUCCAGGCACUGCUGGGCUCCAAGCACAAGGUGUCUAUGGAUUUUAGAGCCAACCUGAAAGAAGUGAAGAAGGAAGUCAAAGAGGAGGACAAAGAUGCAGUUGGUGACUGGCGUAAGAACAUUGAUGACAAGGCAGGCAUGGACGGCAGAAAGAAGAUGUUUGAGGCCGUAUAA
This is a messenger RNA of Salvelinus namaycush (lake trout), 525 nucleotides long. RefSeq names its product troponin I, fast skeletal muscle-like. The transcript has 6 exons. Bases 1 to 525 code for a protein of 174 amino acids. Gene Ontology annotation, biological process: muscle contraction. The record is from RefSeq and is a predicted model, not a curated record. Lineage: Eukaryota; Metazoa; Chordata; Actinopteri; Salmoniformes; Salmonidae. Gene Ontology annotation, cellular component: troponin complex.